Molecule: messenger RNA, 1989 nt
Organism: Porites lobata
Lineage: Eukaryota; Metazoa; Cnidaria; Anthozoa; Scleractinia; Poritidae
Source: the annotation of a GenBank genome assembly
GGCAAUAUAGGCCAGGAAAAUGUGUGUUACUAUAUUCUUGAACGAAAAAACGCCUUUCUAGGUCAUAAAAACAAGAAGUUCAAAAAGUCGAAAAAUAGACAUUUUUGCAAAGCUGUUGACUUAUGGUUUUGGUCAAAAAGUGACCAUUUUUCCAACUUUUUUUAAGGCAAUAUAGGCCACAGAAAUGUGUUUUUCUCUAUUCUAGAGCGCAAAAACGCCUUUCUAGGCAAUAAAAACAAGAAGUUCAAAAAGUCGAAGAAUUGACAUUUUUGCAAAGGGGUUAACCCAUCGUUUUGGUCCAGAAUUUGCGAUUUUUCCAUCUUUUUUUUUUAGGGCAAUAUAGGCCAGGAAAAUGUGUUUACUAUAUUUUAGACUGAAAAAACUGCUUUCUAGGCUAUAAAAACAAGAAGUUCAAAAAGUCGAAUAAUUGACAUUUUUCCAAAGGGGUUAACCCAUGGUUUUUGUCAAAAAUUGUCCAUUUUUCCAUCUUUUUUUUUUAGGGAAAAUAGGCCAGGAAAAUGUGUUUUACUAUAUUCUUGAACGAAAAAACGCCUUUCUAGGCUAUGAAUAGAAGAAAUACAAGAAGUCGAAAAAUUUACAUUUUGCUAAAGAGGUUAACGCAUGAUUUUGGUCAAAAAUUGGCCAUUUUUCCAUGUUUUUUUUUAGGUAAUAUAGGCCAGGAAAAUGUGUCUUACUAUAUUCUUAAACGAAAAAAUGCCUUUCUAGGUUUUAAAAACAAGUAGUUGAAAAAGUCGAAAAAUUGACGAUUUUCCAAGGGGGUUAACCUAUAGUUUUGGUUAAUAACUGGCCAUUUUUCCAUCUUUUUUUUGGCAAUAUAGGCCACUAAAUGUGUUUUACGAUAUUUUAGAACGAAAAAACGCUUUUUUAGAAUAUAAAAACAAGAAGUUCAAACAGUAGAAAAAUUGACAUUUUUCCAAAGUGGUUAGCCCAUGGUUUUGGUCAAAAAUUGGCAAUUUUGUUAAUUUAUUUUUUUAAGGCUAUUUAGGCCAGGAAAAUGUUUUUUACGAUAUUCUUGAACGAGAAAACGUUUUUGUAGGAAAUGGAGUCGAAAAAGAUGUUUUACGAAGUUAAAGAGUGGAAAAAUUGCCGGAAAGACGCGUUUUUGACAAGUUCAAUCAAGUUUUGGGAGUGGCUAUAUUGGAUUUUUCCAAAGGGGUUAACCCAUGAUUUUUGGGCAAAAUUGUAAAGUCUUUUAUUGAUCGGUUUUUUUUCCAGAUCGAGUAUAGAAAAUUUUUUUGCGAUAUUAAAAAGCGCUAAAAAUGUCGAAAAGGCACUUUUUAAAACGGUCGAUUUUGGGUGUGGCCAUAUUGGAUUCUUCCAAAGGGGUUAACUCAGGAUUUCGGGGCAUAAUUGGAAAGUCUCCUUUUAAUUGUGUUUUUGUCGAUAUAGAGUCGAAAAAGAUGUUUCACGAAGUUAAAGAGUGCAAAAAUUGCCGGAAAGACCCGUUUUUGACACGUUCAAUUUUGGGGGUGGCCAUAUUGGAUUCUUCCAAAGGGGUUAACCCAUGAUUCUAGGUUAAAAUGUCAAGGUUUUUCUCUAUUGUUUUUGUUGUCAAAUUGUCUAAUUUGACGAUGUUUUUAUCUGUUAAAAGGGCGGUAAGUAACCUUAAGAAGAGUUCGAUUUUGGGGGGUAACCAUAUUUGAUUCUUUUUCCAAAAGGUUAACCCAUGAUUUUAGGACAAAAUUUGAAAUUUCCUCUUCGAUUGUUUUUUUGUUUAAAUUAACCAAGACAGGGUUCAAGAGACCUUUUAUAAUUAUUUUGAUUUUGGGUGGUGGCCAUAUCCAAUUUUGUCUAAGGGGCAAGUUUAUGCCAUGGAGUCAAAAAUUGAAAUUUUCCGUAUGUGUUUUUUUUUGUUAGCUUAUUUUUGGGGGGGUCUUAACUAGUCACGAAAAGAUGUUUGACGAAGUUGGAAAUGAUAGUGUGAUGAGGCAAGCUUGUUUUGUGUAUACGGUCCGGGACCUCUUCUAG